CUCCUGGGUUCAAGCAGUACUUCUACCUCUUCCUCCCAAAAUAGUGGGAUUAAGGCGUGAGCCACCCCGCCCAGCCUGAAUGGUGUUUUAAAUGCUGAUGAAACAGAUGUUCUUGUUACCUUAUCAUAUGCUUCAUGCCAAAGGUAGACUUUGCAAAGGAAAUAAACAGAUUGAUGAUUGGUGUAUUCUACUGUAAUGCAUUCUGGAACAAUUGUCUUUGGCAAGUCAGCUAACUAUCAGUACUUCAGAAAUGUUCCCCCCGUGAUUACCAAGCCAAUACACAUGCCUGAAUAAUGAGAAAUGUGUUACUGAAUGACUGAUAAAGAUUGACAAGGGAAUGCAAGGAGCAAUCCACAGUAUCCUCUUGCUGAUAGACAAUUGCUCUGCCCACAACAUACUCCCACACUUGGAUCAUGUAGGAGUUGAGCUUUUCCCAUUGAACUACACAGCCAUUCUGCAGCCAUUGGAUCAGGGUGUAAUUGGCACAGAGAAAGCUCACUUCUGAAAGCAGUUUCUAAAUGUAGAGAAUGAAGAGAAAAUGGAGAAAAGCAACAUGAAUAAGCCAUUGACAUGAUUGCAGAGACUUGGUGGUCUAUAAACUUAUCUGUAGUCAUGAAAUGUUAGCAAAACACAGGCAUGAUUCCUGUGGGAUCCCCUGAGGUCCUCCUGUAAGAAGGCUGCAACCAAAUGUGGUGUUUGAACCAAUCUAGCACUCAACUACUACUGUCAUUGAUGUCUCAAACCAGUUUGAUUUUGAAGACUGUGUGGCUACAGAUAGCAGUUUAUUUCCCAAGUUACCAAAUCCUGAAGUUGCUACAGGAGUGCUAACUGAUGUAAAAAUUGAACCAGAAAGUCGGUGAUAAUGAUGAAGAAGGCAACAAUGAUAAUCAUGACGUGCAUGAGGAAUAAGUGAUUGAACUGGCAAGAGUGAACAUUUCUGAAGCCUUUGCAAGUGUAGAAAGUGCUUAGAACAUUCCUUUCUCUUCAAGCAGAUGUUCCUCUUGAGAUAAUAACUCAUCAUUGAUGAAGAUGUCUUCAGCACCUGAGCCUCCAGCAUUCAAAAAGGAACCACCCAAAGAGAAAGACUUUCAAAGCCCGGGGCUCAGAGGGGUGCGCACAACAACCUUAUUUCGUGCUGUGAAUCCAGAGCUCUUCAUUAAACCUAACAAACCUGUAAUGGCUUUCGGAUUGGUAACUCUUUCACUUUGCGUGGCAUAUAUUGGUUAUCUGCAUGCAACACAAGAGAAUAAAAAGGACCUCUAUGAAGCUAUUGAUAGUGAGGGGCACAGUUACAUGAGGCGGAAAACAUCCAAAUGGGAUUAGUAGUGCUGGUUACUGCAGAUGGACGUUUAUUAAGCGUUCUGAAAUCUUCAACUGAAAGACCUUGUGAGUGUACAGUAUCAUAUUUCUUGUUCUAGAACAUGCUAAUGAAGACAGAAGAUAGCAGUUGCAACCAGACAACUGUCGUAAAUUUUGUCCUUUCACAGCCGUUAUCUCAUUCUUUUUCCACAGAGCGAGCUUCAUAAUAUUUUUCUUUCCUUGCCUCUUAUAAAAGUGCCAUGAGAAUGGAAGUUGUCUUUGUUAAUUAUUAAAUUCUGUAUAAUAAAAGUACCCAUGCUGUUAAAUUUGCAUGAUGUUUUAAAUAUUUUAAGAUGAAUUAUGCUGGUGCAGCUGUCGUGAAAGUUUAGUUGUGUUUUGCUACUUGCAAAGGAAAUGUUCAUGUUCUCCCUGGCAUAGAACCUAUAUUUUUAAAGAAAGAUAAAUAGAAAAUUUAAAGCCUGAAGUCAAUAUUAAAAAUAUGAGAUAUGAGAAACUGAGUUGGCUCUGAGAAGUAGUUCUUAUAGUGUCACAAAUGGUUCAUAUAUUUCAGUUUCCAUUUUAGCUAUUUUUGGGGCAGAAUUUUAUUUUAAUGGAAAAGAUCCUUCCACUCAGCUGCUAAAAUAAAGAUUAAAUAAGAAUAUCCCAGAGUAAUUGGAGUUUUUCUUUAAAAAAGAAAGUAUGUUUUACUGAGGUAUGAUGAUUUUGACUACAACUAAAUGUUAUCUAUUUUAGUUUUUGUAAAUUAAUGUUACAGUAAUGUUGUAAACAUAAGACCAAGUGUUCUAAAUAAAACUACAACUACUCAAUAGAUAAGAAAUAGAUAAGGUCUCCUUAUUGUACCAGGUUUACCUUACAUGCUUUUUUUUUCUUUGAAGUUUAUAUGCCAGCAGGCCUUUUUGUUUUUUUUCUUUUCAGAAUGUUUCUUAUUCUCUGAAGCAUCAGCAUUUUGAAGUGUCUUUUAUGGAAGUGGGGACAGAAAAGGGGGUAAAAAUGAGUGUAAACAAAGCCGAGCCCCACUGUCAGCACCGAGCAGCAGAAUGGCCUUGGUUGUCCUGGCACCUGGCCCAGGGGCCUAGGACAGAGGUCAAGGCUAGGCCCCUGUGUCUGGCCAGAUUCUGCCUUAUAGAAUUCAAAUCUUUAUCAUAAGGGUUCUGGACCUGUUUCAUUUCUAGAUAUGUACCUAAUUCUCCAAAUCAUUGUAAUUGGGCCUCAGUAGUAAAUCUCACCUCUGAAGUUUUGCUUCAGUUGCUAUUAAUAUUACCAAGUAAUAAUAACAGCACAGGCAGAGUUUAUCAUAAUGUUAUUUUUAAUUUAUCAUACUUCAUUGUCGUUUUGUAAGGUAUAUGAAUAUGUAAUUAUGUGUGAUUUGUAGGUAUUAAAGAACUUAGCUAAUUGAAUUUACAUGCAACUAAAUAAAAUCUUUACUACUGAGCCCCAAAUAUUUAUUUGCUGUGCCUCUCUGUAUAAUGUACUCUAUAUAGUUUAAAAUGCACUUCAGUGAUACAAAAUCCCUUUUAAAGACUGUCUUUUGUUUUUGGUUUCCCUGUGUAUUUUGGCUGUCAAAAAACUAGGGUUCUUCUGUUUUUAACUUAUGCAUUUAAUGACACAUUGCCAUCUUUUAGAAUUUUUUACUAUUUAACAGAAUAAGUUGAUGUUUGGUGGCAGAGGAGAUAUUAGUUGCGUGAACUGUCAAGAGAUUGCAGUGCAGGAGGGCAACAGAAACUGUACAAGGUGCAGACUUAACUCAUGUAAGAUUUGUGUGAAUCAGCCAAAGUAACUAGAGUCAGUCAAACACAAAGCUGUGAAAAGUAGUGUGAGGAAAGAAUCAUACUGAAUUUUAGGAACAAGUACCUGACUAUGAUACUUUUUACAGAAUGGCUACAAGUUGUAGGACAGUUUUUGUGUGUGCUGAUGUCAACGGCUGCCUGGCUAUGUGUUGAUGUUUUCAUCCUUUCUCUUUUGAAUGAGGGUACAACCAUCAAAAAUAAAAUACCUUUCAAAUAG
Molecule: messenger RNA, 3324 nt
Organism: Cercocebus atys (sooty mangabey)
Lineage: Eukaryota; Metazoa; Chordata; Mammalia; Primates; Cercopithecidae
Gene: SMIM8
Product: small integral membrane protein 8
Exons: 3
Coding region: 1024-1323 (99 amino acids)
Source: RefSeq, a predicted model, not a curated record